CCGUCUCGCUAGGACCGCGUGCAUACCGAUACAGGCAGCGACACGGUCCCGAGUUGCGUGUUGCUGUGCUAUCGAUUCAGCGACCACUGCCGAGUGUCGUGCGUGAUUUCGACUUAGGCUUAUCCUUCGAGUACGCGUCCCGCGACGGAAGUGCCGUUGCCAAAAUUAGCGGCCAGGAGGCUUUAUAUUCGGGGCACCCGGCCUCCCCGAUUCGGCCGGAACCCGUGGCAGGACCGGCGGUCGCUACUUUAGGGGCGCUCCUCCGCUGCGAACCGCGGUUGUCCGACCUCGACGGAUGCGUAGUGAGCCAGCCAGCGUCCGACCGUCGUUGUAUCGAUUGUCUUACGCGAGUAACGUAAGCUCGCGUCGGGGAUCCCCGGGCAAAGCGAGAUAUAUCUCCCUCGGCCGGGCCGUUGCGUCCGGGCGUUUUGUUUCUAGUUUUAUCAAGGGCAUCCCCACGCCUCUUCUCCGGUGAUGUGACGUGCGCGGGCCACUUAGGCAGCGUCUCGUUGCGUUGACAGGUCGAUGCGGCCUCGAUCAUAAACGCAUUGCGCUGUCAAAUGAACCGCACUUGUGGAGCUCGUUUUGUGGGCGGGGCCGCGCGGUUUGAAGAAUGCGAGAGCAACGUGCUAGCCGGAGUGGCGUUCCGUUCGACGGCUGGGCUGUCUGCUCCGGCGCCAAACGUAAACAAAAACGAAUAAAAUAGCCUGACCAGCUGUGCAGUUAAGGCGUGAGGCAUAAUGGCUGGCGUAGAACUGCUCUCGUUCUGUGCGUGCGUAUUCGUUUGAUCAGCCGUCCGGCUAGAUCGAAGAGAUAUGGAAGUCAUGGUUACGUCAUCGCUGAUGAGGUCAGCAAUCUGAUCGCCGCUGCAUCAGUUCCGCGUGAAUCGGAAGCCGCUUAGCUGGCCAAAUUCUGGACCUCGCCUGUGUUGUUAGAACCGGAAAGCCUGCCCUCGUGAACCGUCUUGUUCUGAAGAGGAACACUUCGGAGAGUCAGGCCCCCGCAAUGGCGCCGACGACGAUUGAGACGGUCACGGUCGUCAGGCCGCUGAAGGUGUUCGCCUUCAUCUGCGGCCUGAUCGUGAUCCUGCUGAUGAUCCUGUGCCUGGCCUCGUCCAACUGGCUCAUCGCGCACAAGUUCCGCCAGGGUCUCUGGGAGCAGUGCGUGGAGGAGGACGCGCCGCUCCCGCUGCCCUUCGGCCUGAACGUCAAGCCCGGCUGCUACGUGGCGCGCACCGUCGCCUACAUCCAGGCGGCCGCCGCCCUCUGCGUCAUCACGCUCCUGUGCGACAUCGCCGCCACCGUCAUGACCGGCUGCGGCCUGUGCAGCAAGAACCCCGUGCGCAAGUACCUCAUGUACAGGCUCGCCUUCUACGUCAUGGUCUGCGCACUGCUGUGUAUCCUGAUCGCGCUGGUGAUCUAUCCGGCAUGCUUCGCGGCUGAGAUUGAGGAGAGCAACCGGCAGCUGUGGGAGUUCGGCUGGGCGUAUGGCGUGGGCUGGGGCGCGGCCAUCUUCCUGUUUGGCGCCAUCCUGCUCCUGCUGUGCGAUAAGGAGACCGAGGAGAUCUACUACCGCGAGCGCGCACUGCCGCACGAUGGGGCGGCGGACUCCAAGGCGUAGCCUCCGGGCGUCCGCCUGGGCAAUGGACGCGCCGUCGCCGCCUGAAUUUAACCCCACAGCGCGAGCGUGCCGAGGAAACGCCCAGGCGAUCGUCGCCCGCAGUGCUCCACCUCAAGUCUGCCUCCUACUGACGAUGAUGCACCCCCCAUUGCCUCUGCCCCCUCUGCUCCGCUUAUGGAGCUUUGAACGUGCAGGGAAGAGAGGACGACAACUGGUUCUUCGCUGAGCGGACAUUUGCAUAUCGCUUGGCCUGUAUUAUACAUGUCUUUCUGCACCUCCGGACCACAGCUGCUCAUUCACAAAGCGCACAUAGUGUGGAUUUCAUAAAACGGCCUUGGGUUCCUAAGUGUCGGUAAGAAAAGUAUUUGCCAUGUGGCUCCAUGAGCUCUGCCCGCACUUUCUAAGAGCUUUUCCACCAUGUGGAACGAGGGCGUUCCUUCAUAUCAGACACAGUGCCUUUAGGGCUUCUUAAGCACUCUCAAGUCAGAACUGAGGACAUUGUGCACAGCUUUGAGACUGUUGUUUGCAGAAAGUGCAGAGUGUUCGCACCUCCUGCAAAAGUACAGGCACAUAUUAACCUCUAGCCAUUUGAACUGUAUCGAUUAUUUCACCAAAUCACUUUUUGGCAGGUAAAUCUAAACACAUUUAGCAUGUCGUUAGCAUUGUUAAAAAAUGUUGAGCAGCAACUACCUUGCUGUAGUUCUGCUGCGUACAAAAGAUUGCAGCAAUCAUGAAUAUAGAACAUCUUGUGGAGAACUUGAAUUUGAGUGAAUUUUGAGGCCUGCAGUGUACAGAUUCAGCAAUUCCUGGGUGCCUGCAAAACCUCGGGAACAUCUGCUCUUGAUUGCCUCUAGCAUAUUUCAUUUUUUUUUCACAACUCUGGUUUGACGAUGCAUAAAAGCAGCAUCUGCAAUGAGUAGAACUUAGGCUAGGCUGAACGUUAUCAUCCAAUUCUUGUGAGUGAAACUGCACUGUGUGCGUUUUGAUCGAGUAGCCGUGGCUAGAUGGUCUGAGUGAAAAAAGCCUUGCAAUUGCCUGGCCACAUUGCCACCUGGUGAUACCAUCGUGAAGAGUGCAUUGAGCCGCUCCAGCCUGCAAGACAUUUGCUUGCUACUGCAAAGUUGUCCGGCAGCACCAGCCUGCCGCUGCUGCUGCUGCUGCCUUCUUUGUGCGGGUUCGUGUGCAUGAUAUCAUUCCUCUUCCUCUCCAAGCCUGCCAUCAUCAGCUGUGUCGGGGUGGAUGACUGGAUGUGGAAGUUGUUUUCUUUUUUUUUUCGGAAGGGCAACACUGUGCUGGAUACAACCACACCACCUCAACAUCUGCCUGCAAAGCCAAAAGAAAGGAAGCUGUUGCCGUGAUUGCUUCAUCACAUCUACUGCCACACCCCCACCACUGCCUAUUCAUCCGGGCAGUACAGGCUGGUUGAUGAUGGUUCCGUUUACUUCAAAACCAUCAUGGCACCAUAAUGCAUCAUAAUUGUGCACCGCGGCUGCAAGUGCAUGUCUGCUGUGACCCUGCACAACUCCAGGAAAAGUGCAUGACCAGCUUCCACGAGAAAGAUCGUGCAGACGACGCAGAGGCAGAUUACUCGCAGUCGCAAUGCUCAGUGUGGUGCGGUUGUCCUGUCGUGUCUCCAGAUAAGGAAGGUGGCUGCAUUCUAGCCGUUUAGUUGAGUGAAUGUUACCGUCGUCACUUUGGACAUGUGCGUGGAACGUGGCACAAAGGUGGAAGAAGUGGAAGCCUUGACGCUACUGGCUUCAUGCGAGAGUGCAAGUUGUACAGUUUGUCGGAUGUGCCGCACCUGUAUGCAAAGUGUAAGACAUGAUAGACGAUGCCUUCAAACGCUGGUUUACGGGGUAUACAUGGCCUGUAGGAUAAAACAGCACUCCUGUUUCACCCUCUGCGGAUUAACCAAGCUCGGGUUGACUUCUGGGCAUGCAUUCUCGGCUGUCUUGUUUCUUUAUGUAGAUAAUCAACCUUGACCAAAAACCCACUGGCUGUAAAUGAAUGAGGAGAUUGCAAAUUUAAGAACACCAUGCAUUUUUUUUUUAUAUUCACGAGCUAUGGCAGGCCUUGCAUUGCUUGACAUUGACCGUUCAGCUCGUGCAAGCUGCGUGUGUCUGGCUGGUGAAUUAUGCUGUGCUAAUUGUUACUUUUGAGACUUUACAAAUUAAUUGGGGUUUCUACUGGUUAUGCAAGGUUAAAACAAAUCAAGAUAGAACCUUGUCUUGCUGGAACAGUCUUGCCGAUCUCUUCUGGCCCAGGUCUUGUUUCUUCCGCAGUGGUCAUGUCACUUCUAAACCAGUUGUACAUAACAACAGAGAGGUGUUCAACUCAAUAUUCUCGGUUCUUGUUGAACGGUUUGGUUAGCCUCGUGCUCCCCCUUAAACCCCAUCCGAGCAGCAAAGGUGUAGGCAGCUGUAAUGAAUUUGAACACUCCCUAAGGCACCUCCCUGCUUUAUUUCUUUGUUCCAGAGAUUAUGAAUUUUGUUUUCUUGUUCUUGCUUUACCAGUCCCACACGCCCUGCCCUUCGGAACUGAGAUCUUGCCAGUGAAACUUGAUUACUGGCAAGAGUUGCAAGGGGCAAGGCUGUGAUGCAAUUUCUGCGCACGAGCUUACAACGGGCUUUCUUUUUGUUGAUCAGUUGAGUGCACAUAAAUAUGUAGUAUACUUCUGUGUCUGGUUAUCUUCAUGGCAGCUGCAAUGAGAUAUUGCCUGGUUUUCGGAAGCAUGUAUGCUUACUCUGUGUAUAAUGGAUACUACUGUGUAAUUUAGUCUGCCCAAUUUUGUUUUUCAUGUUUCUCAUCUUUUUAUGGCAGUUUUAUUUUAUUUGGGGCGGUAGGCAAUCAGUGGAUAAGUUCCUUGAAUUUUUUUAGGUGCAAUUGUAAUGUUUCAUUUAAUUGUGCAUCCAUUAAACUGUGCAAAACCGUAAUAAUUUAUACUGUUUAACGUGAUGAAACUCCGUCUUUGGGUUUUUAUGCUGUUUUAGACCAGUUUACUGUCGAGAAACUCAUUUUGAAAAUGUGCAGUAACAGACCCAGAUUCUUUAAUAGAGAAAAUCCUGUCUUUGAUGUUUAAUCCUCAUGCAUCACUGGGCAGCUGGUAAGGCAGUUUAUUUUGCUUCUUGCUUUUAGACACUUUAAUUAAUCAGGCUUGUACGUCCUGCAUCAACAUCUACUCCUUACAGUUUACCAUGAAUUGCAUUUUUAUUUUGUAAUUGUUUCUGGUUCCUUGCAACUGUUGUUUGAUAUUCUGCCCUUAAUUAUGUUGAUGUCCCCGGUCAUUGACUGGGAAUAUCUAAGGUGUUUACCAGAAUGUUAGCAGCUUCCUGUGCAGUGAUAUGAUGGUUGGCAUUUCACUAGUGGGCGUUUUCAUGAAACAGAACCUAUGCAGAGCAGAUGGCAGUCUCUUUUCUUUUUACGUUUCCAACAGAAGAAAGCUUGCAUGAAUCAACCUGAACAGCACAGUGUGUGAACAGUGUUCAGUCAUAUAUCCGUCAUAUUUUCUAGGAGAGGCUGUGCAGGAUAUUUGUCCCCAAGAUUUCUUCUUGUUCUAAGUUCUGUUGAAACGCUGUAAACUUGGUCCUCACUUGGCAAGUUAAGUAAAGCCUCUCGACAAAACUGUCACGCUACUCCUUGCUUGACCUGCAGUGUGAGCACAUGGCAGGUUCCAACGCGUUUCACUUCUUUUUGAUUGGUGUGUUCUAAAACACUCACAACUGAUUAGAUGUAAAAAUGGGAAAUAAGCCAUGGGUGACUUAUAAUGGAGAUACAUACACUCAUUGAACUACUUUUUCAUCUGCUGGAAAAGUUGGCACCGUUCGUGUGCCAGAUAAAUUCGCACUGUUUGUCACUGCGUGCUCACUUGUCACGUCUGUGUCCGUGGGAGUUCCUUUCCAACACAUGGUUCUGUGGGGUGCGUGUGUGUGUGUGCGUGCAUGAGGGUAUUGCAGAUACGGAUUGUCGGUUGCCGUGGGCGAGGCAUAAGAAUGAAAUGUCAUCGUGCAAGGGAAGGCAUCGAGCAUGGUAGAGUUUCUGGAAUGCACGCGUCGCGGAAGGGUAUUUCUCUGCGGACGCUUCCUCCAAGUUCCUCUCUACUAGAUUCCACUACCCUCUUCAUACUCCAACAUCCAAACAUACCUCCUCUCCUGUUAAUAUUUAUGUAAUUGUUUUUUAAAGCCACUUCCCAAAUCUGUCUAAACUUGACUAUGUGUUGUGCAAGCCUUCGUGAGAGGAAGCUCACUUCUUGAUGUUCCGUUUGCACUUUUGUUUGAGAAAGAACACAACCUUGGUAUAGGAUGUAUCAGUAGUAAAGACAAAGGUUUUUAAAAGGCAAGGUGGCUCAACGCUAUAUUUUGCCAGCCUUUGUCUUGGUCAUAUCGUUUAUUUAUUGUGGUCAUCUGGAUAAAGGGCACAAUUUGUACCUGGCUCUUUUUGUAUGCCUCAGUUACAUGUUUAGCCGAUUGCAGGCACAACAGCUCUAUAAUGUCAUUGAAGCAGACACUUUGUCUAGUUGAUCUUUCAUUAUUCAAAACAAAAGGGCAGCAAGGCACGGACCCAAGGAAAGGACCACCGUGCUUCGACAUUAUGGGAGAACCUGCAACAAAGUGGGUGUUUAAUUUGUUAAAUGGAUUUUGCACUUACGAAGGUUAGGAUUAAGGGGCAGUUUUGCUGUGGACAUCCCGUCUCGUUUGAUGUGGACGCAUGAACUAUCCUGCAGCUCUGGAGCCCAGUGUUGUCUAGCUUCAGUGAUUUAAUGGGAAUUGGCAUAUUCCAGCACGAAGUGGUCGGCAAAGGCGUUCCACUUGAGUAGCAUCAAGAAAGUGUAGGAACUUCUUUUGAAUGGUAAUGGCUUUUGCAUGUUGUGGACUCUUCCCCUCUGCUAUCAUCUUGACGUUUUUUUUUUUUUGUCCAACUGAGUGCUCCCUCGUAUGUUUGGCUGAGGGAAUCGCCACGGACAGAUGACCUAUUCUCUGGCAGCUACUCUAUUCGAUUAUUAUUUUACCGUCCUUUCAUACAUUGUGACUUGCAUGCUCGCAUUCAGUAUUGCAAACAUUGUGCUCAACCUCCGAUUGCUGGAAGCCAAGCUUAAGACAACGCAACAUGGCACACCCUUAAUUGACAAAGAACUUGAGGAUAGUGUCAGUCCCAUUUCUGUUUAUUUCGUCACCCUCUACGCUCGCAGAUGCAGGUUGUCAGUGUAUUACUACUUGGCUAGAGUCGGAAGCACAGGAAAGUUGUGCCGAGUGUGUUGGUGUUUAUUAUCUCUUGCCAAGCUUGAGAUUUGUGAAAAAUCAAGGAACCCUCAAAAAGGGUAAUCCAAGUGGUUAGUGUGUUGAUGCUGUAAGAAAGUGUGGCGUGUAUUUAUUAUGCAGUAAGCCUGUCUUGCGUGUAGAUGCACCACAGCAGCUCUGCUGAUGGGUUCAUACAGUGUCCCGUAUGCUUUUGAAAAAAAUAUGCUCUGAUAUGUAUGUUCUUGUUUGUACAAAACAGGCGAGUGUGGCCGGGUUCUUUUGUGCCUCAUGAAUGUGUAUGCAAUCAAAAUUUUAAUGGAAUGUGACUCUGUUUGAAAAUUGAAAAUGUUAUAGAUAAGGUGUCGCUGUUUUGUAAUGGCGCAAAUUGUUGGCAGAGGCCGACGACUGUCUCUUUUUUUUUUUCUUCGUAUGCUUUGUGAUAAAAUUAACUAAUUGCUUACUUUUGUCUGCAGAUAUGUUGGACAUGAAAUUUUCUGCUGCUGAAUCGUUGAUUGACCUUCACAUGGCAGUUGUCAGUCCUUGCAUUUAUUUAUACAACUCUGUUAUUGCUUCCUCGGGGUCUGAGCCUUCUUGUUUUUUUUGCAUGACAUAAGAAGCGAAGGAGGAGGGAGGAAGCUCCCGAGUCACUGUCCUAGAAAUGUGAAUGUUGAAACCACUGCCAAGCUGUGUCCCUUCAAUAUGGACACAGUCUGUUAUGGAGUUUUGGUGCAAGUCAUACUAUGUCUACAUCCUUUUCUUUGUAUUCUCCAUCAACACGUGUAUCUUUGUUUUUUGUGAAUGGGUGUAUGUAUGUUGAACCCCAUAGGUUUGGCUGCAUGGUUUUCACACUUCUGCAUCCGUGAACACUUUGCACUGUGUACGUUUGCCGUGCAUUUUGCAUUCUGCUGUUCCGUAGGUGCUGCGGCAUGGUUGCCAGCACAUUUCUGUCGUGUGAAUGUGGCGCUUACACUGACGUCUGCACGUGACUUUUAUUAAGCAUGUGCGACCGUUGACAAGAGGAAGUGUUCAUUCUAGCAUUUCACCCUUAGGUGAGCGAUUUGCAAAGCGAACUUAAAUUGGAAAAUUGGAAAGCGUUACUUGUAGAUAGAGCUGGUGUGUGCUUUUUCUCUUCUUUCUUUAUGUUGUAGUGUCAUGUACACUGCGUGUUGUUACGCUUAUUUAUACAGUCAAGUCAGUAAGUGGGUUUUCAUGGAGUUGCAUCCCAACCUUCUUGGACAUUGAUUCUUUGCUUCAGUGCUUUUUGUGUGCGUUUAUUUUAUUAAGUCAAGCAAAAUUUUCUGCUCACUUAACUGUUGCUCUUGACUGAAGUAAUAAAUAAUUCACUGGAGUACAAUGGGAUCACUUGCAAGAAAGUUUGACCUUUGUAAUAGUCAAAUCAUGUGGUAAGGUCUACCCAGUCAUUAAAGUGACUGUAGCAGAGCGCAUGAAGUUUUAUGUGCAUUGGUACUUUGCCGGACAAUCGAUGCACUAAAAUAGGUAGAAACAUAAGAAGAGGGCUGAAAUGAAAUGGUGUGUUUGUGUUAUGUCUGCAGAGUUCACUGUUGCCAUUCUUAUGGGACGCGCUGUUUUCAUUGCAUCUCUAUGUGCACAACUCUUCUUUUCCCUUCAAGACUAGAGCUUGAAAUGGCAUUUAAUUUUCCACACUUGUGCAGUUUAUAGGCUUCCUUAUACUGCGUAUUUCAGUCAUGUUAUGUAGCACUGAAGGAAGAUAACUGGACAGAUCGCUAUUAUUUUGCUUUAUUCUGACUUGUUUUUACAUGUUCUUCAGAGUGCACUCAUUCAUACCGUGCAGUACAGUGAAACCCUGUUAAUAAACAAAAGGAAAAAAACAAGAGAAUGAAAGUAGUUAAAAUGCUAAUUUAUGCUGGGAAAUGUGAUCCAAGCACAUGAUCCAAACACUAUGUCUGCAAAGUUCUCCACCACGAUUGUACAUAAACCAGGAAAGUCCCAUGAUUCGGAGAAAUGUUGAGAAAAGUUUACAGUGUUUGCCGCGCUGUACGUGCAUGCAUCCCUUCGUGCACUGCCAUAUUCGUAGCUCUCGCCUCAUUCGUCUCUGCACCAUAGUUGAGGUUACCUACCACGUUUUUUUGCACCAGUUUUCAUUCCCAUGAUGCUUGGCAAUAGAAUCGUACUUCAAUGUCAUUAACGUGACCCACCUCGGCUUUGGUCAGCUGCAUUGCACUACUUUGUAUGGGAAUUGCAAAAAGCCUUCUGACGACGAUGGGCACGUGCUGGUGGACGAGUUGGUUAUACAUGAUUACAAAGAAGGCUCUGAAUAAAACAACAGACGAAAAAAGGAGACACGAGACAACCACGUAGGCGCCUACGUUGCGCCUACGUGGUUGUCUUGUGUCUCCUUCCUUCGUCUGUUGUUUUAUUUGGCGCCUUCUUUGUAAACUUCUGACGAGGUCACCACGAAACUAGCCCAUUAAGUGUUUUGCAGCAAUGUUUUUCCUUUUCUUUUUUUCUUUAGGUUUAUAGAGCCUUGCAUACUCGCGCAGUGACAGUUGUCAGAAGUUGCAGGGGAGGCUAGCAGAUUUACUAUUUAGCGCAGUUUAUAGACUGUGAUAAGUCAUGAAUGCAGGAGACGCUCCUCCCAUUAAAGACACCUUCGUCUGCUGUCUUAACUAUGUACCUGCUUCUGUGGUUCAGCAACUGUGGCUAAGUGUGUUGCCCUCAGGUGUCACAGGGACUUCUUUGGCUAAGGCGCUGUUGACGUCAACAUUGAGAUGUGGUCAUUUGAGAAAGUGGUCUGUCAUUGGCAUAAGCUGUCACAGUCAAGAGCAUCAUCUCUCUACAACAGAGAAAUGAAUGCUAGUGCAUGUCACCUAGAAGGCAAAAAAAAAACGUAAGCACCAAGUACAUGACAAAAGGAAUGCGUGUGACAGCUACUUGCGAGUCUCGGAAAGUGGCCAGUCCUUUCUCAUCAGCAUGCAGCAAAAGGAAAUGGUCGAUGUAUUGAUGAGCAAACUUAAUUUGCUGGUCAAGCAACAAAUCUCUGACAAAGAUUAGCUUGUAAGAUGCUCAGACAUACUGCAAGAGGGUGAAUGAAUGAGGGCAAUUGUCUGGUGAGCCGUUAACAGUUCUCUUUGAAGGGUAUUCAACACUGCAUUCUUUACCGGUCACUGGCCAUACGGGAUGCUAGCAACAAGGCACAUUAAGUUUUGCUGCAUGCUUAGGCCUACUAAAGAACACAUCGGCAUGUUGUAUAUGGGCUAACAUGAUACUGGCAUGUCAUUUCUGCUGCCUAAAAAAAAAAAUGCCUGCAAGCUUCUUGUGUGCAACAUCAAAGGAAUGUGGCAGCUGCCAUUCUUGAAUCUAUUUUUAAUUUUUCCCAUCCAUAUAUAAAAUCAUGUAUGAACUCUGUAGAAUAACCUUCUGAAGGGUGUCUUUGUGUGAGUUGCAGCCAUUUCAAAUGUUAGUGUAGGUUGGUCCUAUUUUUCCUUUUUUUCCUUCCGUCCGAGUACUUAGAUGCCCUUCCUUAAUUAUAGGAGGGAAUCUUGUAUUGUAAAAAGAAAGAAAGAAAUAGGUCUUGGUUAAAAACCUCAUUUCUUUUUCUUUGUAAAUAAGAAGCCAAACACUUGCCAGUUGCUUUUGCUCGUGGUGAGUGAAGGCACGGUACAAUGGUGUAGCAUGCUGCUAGGCUACCCUUGUGAUGAUGUAGGGUUGUGCAUUUUAGUAUCCUCGUUUUUUUUUGCAUGUUUAACCUUGCCUUUUAAGGCUGCUGUGCGGCCUAGCUGUAAUAGGUGGGCAGUCAGUUUCUAAUUCAAGUUGUCGCAGCGGCUGAAAAAUAAAUUCGCCUGCAUUUUUUUUUUCCAUUUUACCAGGUAUAGGAUUGACUUUUGAAGCUUAGAAAGAAGAAACAAAGAAGUGUGUUUGUAAAUAUAUCUAGCUGGGCAACAUUCAAGGAGAACAGCUCUAGUUGCAUUUCAGUACCAUUUAGUUUCAAAACUACAUGCCACAGCUGUUGUAUCUCAGUAUAGGGAUUUCUUGUUUUUCCCAAGCUAAACUGGAAUCUUGCCUGCUCUGUAAAAAACUGCCCAAAUGUUGCAUCAUGCAGGCAGGCUAGCAUAGAUGGCUAUCCUGGCUGAACUGCAUCCAUGUUUGUGCUCAAAUUUCACUACAAAGGUGGCAUUUGGCAAUGCGCUUUUGUUUAAGGCUGCAUUUUGCUGCAGUGUUUGCCCAUUUCGUCGGGAAGGAAUCCCGACGUUUCUGUCGUCCUGCUACAAGGCUGAACAAAAAAAUUUCUCUUUUUUUUUCAUUUAAGAGAAUACUAGUAGCAUUAUUUGUCACUAAAACUUUGACAGUGCUCCGUACACUGUCAUCUCUGCAAUGGGCGUAUUGCCCUCUUGGGACGGAUAGUGCCGCCAUCUUUACAGAUCCAAAAAAGCUUUUUCUGGUCUGCCAUGCCAUGACCUUUGUGUACACCCAAUUAGUUAUGAAUGAAACGGGCACAUACAGCUCUCUAGCAUUACAAUAAACAAAAUAUCGUUCAAAAUACCACUCUGUGUCAAAUUUGGGUACAAAUGAACAAAGCAGUGGUCCAGCUUAAAAUGUUGGCACUGCCUGUCUGCCUGAGCGAUGCAGCAUUCAGUAUUUGCAAGUGCAGUAUGUUUGUACAGGCUCUAAAGAAAGGUAAAAAUACAUCCUGAAGAUUUUCUGUUGAAAGGUCAGCAUUGCAGUUAAAAAAUUGCCAAGUUUGUGUGCUGCAACAUCAACAUCUCUGCUCUGAAAGAAUGCUGUCUGAACAACAUCUCAGGAAGCAGACAUGGAAUUUCCCUGUGGUAGACAUUUCACCCACACACUCUCAUCUGUGGCUUUCAUGUGUGAAAGUUGCUUUGCGGUGUAAUUGGUGAAAGGAGAAAAUUGCAAAAAAAAAAUUGAAAGCAAAGUAUUCAGCCUGUGCAAAGAGGCUUGCAUAUAUGUGUAUGUUCAUCUCUCCGAGUGUUUAUAGAACUUUUUGACGUGCUUUAGCGCCAGCGGCAAAAAUGUUACUGCCGACACUUUCGUGUGCGAGCCGUUUGUAGGCGCAACUCUUGUGUGUGCAAGAGUUUGCAAAUAUUUUCAUUGCAUUUGCAGUAGAGCUUGUUUAUUACCAUCUCUCUUUAAUAUUCUUGCCCGAAGGUUAUUAUUGUCAACAAUCUUCUGCAGUAGCCUCAGUUGGCAGACCCCCUCUGAUGUCUUUAUUUUGCUUUAGUUGCUGAACUCAGUUCAGUAGUGCAACUCUUUCAAUGCGGUUUGUUUUUUGGAGAGAUCAAAUAAAAGUUACAUUUUCAACUGUUA
This is a messenger RNA of Dermacentor albipictus, 12158 nucleotides long. Its product is annotated as transmembrane protein 47. Gene Ontology annotation, cellular component: cell-cell junction; membrane. Lineage: Eukaryota; Metazoa; Arthropoda; Arachnida; Ixodida; Ixodidae. Gene Ontology annotation, biological process: cell-cell adhesion. The record is from RefSeq and is a predicted model, not a curated record.